CACGUCUCUGCGUUUCCGGCUUCAUGGAUGAAAGUAAGCAGACUGACCGCUGAAUGAACUCACUCGAUUCAAUGGGUUUAACUGUCUGAAAAAUGAAGGUGCUUCUUCUGAAAGAGCCGAGAGAGAGUGAAAGUGAAGCAGACCCUUAUAUUAAGCUCUUUCAGCCUGAGAGGUUUGGAGGUCUGAUCUUCACCAGUCCCCGAGCCGUGGAGGCCGUGAAGACGAGUUUAGAGUCGCAGAAACUGAGAAACAAAUGGGAUGCAGUGAAAGACAAGUGGAAUGCAAAGUCGGUUUAUGUUGUCGGAAAAGCCACAGCAUCUUUGGUUGUAGAUCUGGGUUUGUGUCCGCUGGGUGAAGAUUCUGGAACCGCAGACACACUCUCUCUGCUCAUCCUACAGAGAGAAAAUCAAGACAUUCAGCCGCUUUUCUUUCCCUGCGGCUCCAUCAAGCGUGAGGUUCUGCCCACCGCACUGAGAAACAGUGAUAUUCCUCUGGAGACUCUGACUGUCUACCAAACAUCUGAACAUCCUGAUCUGAAGAAGAACAUCUCUGAUUACUUCACUCAGCAGGGUGUCCCAGCGAGUGUGGCGUUCUUCAGUCCGUCAGGUGUGUCCUUCUGUCUGGAUCUGCUGAAAGGCCUCUCAGGAUCUCAGCUGGAGCAGAUAAAGUUUGCCUCUAUUGGACCGACGACAGCUGAUGCUCUGCAGGCUCGUGGACUGACGGUCAGCUGCUGUGCGGAGAAACCCACCGCCAAACACCUCGCCACUGCCAUCACAGAGGCCCUCCGUGACCUCUGGAUGCUGACUGUGAUUCGGCGGAUCUUCAUCAUCCAGACCUUCAUCUUCAUCACAGCGGAGAAGAUCUUCCACAGCAGAGACCAUUCAGAUGUGCUGAACAACAUUCAUCAGGCGGAGCUUAUCACUGACACGGACACUGCACAGCGUUUUCUGUCUAAGUAUGGCUUCAUUAAGGCAUCAGCCAGUGAACAGACUGAGCUGUCAGAAUCUUCAGGCGAUCUGGACUUCAGUCUCUCUCUGGAUCUCCAUGAAGGAGGAACCGCAUCCGGCUCCAGCGGCUCUGAUCUGCAGUUUGUCUCUGCGCUGAAGGAUUUCCAGCGGCUCUCAGAUCUGCCCAUCACCGGAGUGUUCGAUGACGCCACCAAAGCAGCCAUGAAUAAACCAAGAUGUGGCGUCACGGAUAAGGAUGAAGAACUGAAUGAUGCCGCUGGAUCCAACAGUACCAGGAAUCACAGUCAAACGAACACCAGGACAUCCCAUAAUACUGAGCCUCAGCCUCCUCUGCGUAAGAAGCGUCACCUGUCUGCUCUUCUGGAGAAUAUAAAGCUGCAGAAGCGAGAUGUGAGCGAGUGGACGGGACACAUGGCCUUCUCCAAAAGUGUCCUGAAGUGGCGUCUGAUUGGUGAAGGAUACAGCAGUCAGCUCUCCAUCCAGGAGCAGAAAUACAUCUUCAGGCUGGCCUUCAGAAUGUGGAGCGAAAUCUCUCCGCUUCAGUUUAUUGAAGAUCUGCACUCGCCGCUGGAAAACAUCGACAUCCGGCUGGGCUUCGGCACGGGUCGUCAUCUGGGCUGCUCUCAGCGGUUUGAUGGUGCUGGUCGAGAGUUUGCUCACGCCUGGUUCCUCGGAGACAUUCAUUUCGACGAUGAUGAACAUUUCACCAUCCCAAACACAGGCAGCGGCAUCAGUCUGCUCAAGGUGGCGGUUCAUGAGAUCGGCCAUGUUUUAGGGCUUCCUCACAUGUACCGUCCAGGAUCCAUCAUGCAACCCAGUUACCUUCCUCAGGACGCCGGCUUCGAGAUCGACUGGAUGGACCGCAAAUCCAUCCAGAGGCUGUACGGAGUGUGUAUGGGUCGCUUCAGCACUGUGUUUGAUUGGAUCAGGAAGGAGCAGACGCCGUAUGGUGAGGUGGUGGUGCGUUUUAACACAUACUUCAUGCGGGACGGCCUGUACUGGCUCUACGAGAACCGCAAUAACAGGACGCGUUACGGGGACCCAGUGGCGGUGCAGGUGGGCUGGCAUGGGCUGCCCUCAGGGGGUGUGGAUGCUUAUGUGCAUGUCUGGAACUGCAAAACAGAUGCUGUCUACUUCUUUAAAGGUGUGCAGUACUGGCGUUAUGACAGUGAGAAUGAUCAGGUGUUCAGUGACGCUCCAGACGGACGCUCGUAUCCUCGUCUGAUCUCUGAAGAUUUUCCUGGUGUGUCUGGACCGCUGGACACGGCGUACUACGACAGGAGAGACGCUCACAUCUACUUCUUCAAAGGCUCACAGGUGUUCAGGUUUGAUGUGCGCAUGCACCGCUUGGCUUCUGCCUCUCCACAAGAGAUGACGGAGGUUUUUCCAGCUGUAGUGUCCGGUGAUCAUCCCGUCAGGAGUCUGGACGCCGCGUAUUUCUCCUACACACACAACACGGUGUUCCUGCUGAAGGGUUCGCUGUUCUGGCGUGUGUUGAGCGGGAAAGAGCGCAGGCGGAGGGCUUUUCUCCCGAUGAACGGCCUGCUGGCCCACAGACGCGUGCAUGAGCAGUGGUUCGACAUCUGUGACGUUCACAGCUCAUCUCUGAGGACCACACGCAGGAGAUGA
Danio aesculapii is the source of this 2597-nucleotide messenger RNA. RefSeq names its product matrix metallopeptidase 21 (gene mmp21). Gene Ontology annotation, cellular component: extracellular matrix. The transcript is spliced from 18 exons. The record is from RefSeq and is a predicted model, not a curated record. Gene Ontology annotation, molecular function: zinc ion binding; metalloendopeptidase activity; uroporphyrinogen-III synthase activity. Lineage: Eukaryota; Metazoa; Chordata; Actinopteri; Cypriniformes; Danionidae. Gene Ontology annotation, biological process: proteolysis; uroporphyrinogen III biosynthetic process. The coding region runs from base 93 to 2597 and encodes 834 amino acids.